CUUCGUCUCCUCACCUCUCCUCUACAGUUCCAUUUAUUACACAAUGUCGGAACCAAUCCCCAAUACUUCGACCACCACGACUGCAGCAGAACCCAGCUAUGUCCGGGCAGCAAAAUCCGUCGAACUCAAGGACUCGCAGUCAACAAUAACUGAUAAUAUCCAAGUGAACACCAAGGGUCUCAAAGCAACCAUCACCGAGGCAGUCGAAGACGACUCGCACAAGCCAACCCUGGCCCGCCUUGUGGCCAUCAUGGUGUCACUCUCGCUGGCCUCGUUCCUGGCUGGCCUGGACACCAGCAUCCUGGGCUCGGCGCUGCCGGCCAUCAGCAACAGCUUCGACGGGCUCUCGCAGGUAGCGUGGAUCUCGGCCGCCUACAUUUUGACAUUCACCUCGCUGCAGCCAAUCGUGUCCAAGGUGUCAGAGAUCUUUGGCCGGCUGCCGGUGUUGGUGGCAGCGCUGCUAGUGUUCUGUGCGGGCUCGGCAGUGUGCGGCGCCGCCUCGUCAGUCACGAUGCUGAUAGCCGGGCGGGCGCUGGCCGGAAUGGGUGGCUGCGGAUUGGUGACGAUGGUGCAGGUGGUCAUUAUCGACGUUCUGCCGCUGCGCGAGCGCGGCAUCUACAUGAGCUUCACUAAUCUGGCCAGCACCGCAGCGGUGGCAGCCGGUCCUUUGAUGGGCGGGGCAAUCACCGACCACUGGCUGUGGCGCUGGUGCUUCUAUCUGAACAUUCCAAUCUGCGCCCUAAUUCUGGUGGUCUCAAUUCUGUCGGUGCGCACGGCGCCAGCCCAGGGCACUGUGCGCGACAAGCUUAAGCGCGUGGACCUGCCAGGAGCUCUGUUGCUGCUGGCUGGCCUGGUACUGCUGAUCCUGGGGCUGAACUGGGGCGGGAAGGACUAUUCGUGGAAAUCGCCCGCAGUCAUCACCACACUGGUGCUCGGCCCGCUGCUCCUAGUGGGUUUUGUAUGUGUUGAGCGCUGGGUGGCCAAGGAGCCGAUCAUCCACCUACGUUUGUUCACCAGCCACAGCACGCUGCCGAUUCUGGUGGCCCAGUUCUUCCUGGGUAUCGGCAUCAUCUUCACCACCUUCUACAUGCCCAUUUAUUUCACAGUGGUACGCGGCACCAGCAGCACAAUCGCCGGUGUCUACAUCUUGCCCUACCUGGUAGGCAUGCUGGCCACCGGCCUGGUCAUGGGCCAGAUCAUUGCACGGUUCAACACCUACCGCCCAUUCAUCUGGACCGGUUUGGCUGGCAUGACCAUAGUCUCGGGGCUGUUUAGCCUGAUAACUUCGUCGACGUCAAUCGCUGUAGUGCUGGUAUUAAUGGGCGCAUUCGGCGUGUUCUCCGGCAUGGGUCUGAUGCCAUUGAUGAUUGCCAUUCAGGCUACCUGCCUGCCCAAGGACGCCGGCAUGGCGGCAACCCUGGCACUGUUCUUGCGGAACAUCGGCCAGAUCGUCGGUAUUGCGAUUAAUGGCGCCGUGUUGAACAACCAGCUGGUCAAGCAUCUGGGCAAAAUUGCCCUGGAGUUUCCCAUGCAUGCAGACACCGUGCGCUCAGCGCUGGAUAAUGGAUCGUUGGCGUGGAACAGUGGGCUGCCGGAAGACGUGAAAGUGGCGAUUCGCGAGGCGUACGCAAAGUCCCUGAAGGCCACCUAUGCGGCCAAUGCGCCGUUUGUCGGCAUUGCCUUUUUGCUGUGUCUGCUGAUUAAGCACAAGUCGUUGGGCAACCGCGCAAAGUCCUUUAGGAAGAAAAACAAGGUGUCGCCUGCGUAGACCAACAAAAGAUGAUAUGUCAUGUACAAAAAAUUAGUUAUUUUUUGAUGUUAAUACAGCUUUGUGAAUGAAAGAGACUAG
This is a messenger RNA of Linderina pennispora, 1849 nucleotides long. RefSeq names its product MFS general substrate transporter. The coding region runs from base 44 to 1768 and encodes 574 amino acids. Gene Ontology annotation, biological process: transmembrane transport. The transcript has a single exon. NCBI's taxonomy places the organism in Eukaryota, Fungi, Kickxellomycota, Kickxellomycetes, Kickxellales, Kickxellaceae. Gene Ontology annotation, molecular function: transmembrane transporter activity. The record is from RefSeq and is a predicted model, not a curated record.